AUGACUGUCAGUGUGAUGCUGUUUAGCCUCUUAAGACUGAACCACAGGAUCCUUACUCGUGCCCCAACAAAUGUAGCAACAAAGGAAGUAGCCUCUCGGGUGCUAAAGAUGGUUAAAGAAUCAUUUGAAGCUGAAUCUGAAAGGGAUUCUUUGUUUUGUUCAUUGGGGGAUAUUUUAUUAUUUGGGAAUGACGACCGGCUGAAAAUCAGAUCAGACAUUGGGGAGAUCUAUCUGGAAUAUCGUGUUAAAAGGCUUGUAGAGUGCUUAGGACCAUUAACCGGUUGGAAGCAUUGUUUAAAUUCCAUGAUAGAUUUUCUUGAAGAUUGUGUUUCUCACUACCAUAUUUUUAUGGAAAAUGAAUUGAUCAAGGCCAAAGAACUCUGCGAAGAAGGUGGACCUACGGAGGUGGAAUUCAAAUCAUUUCUUGAGUUUGCAAGAGACCGAUUCAAAUCUACUGCAUCACCACUCAGGAGAUGUUUAUUUAUUUUCUGUACCCAUUUACCAAAGCGUUACAUUCUGGGACGUAAUUUUCAAAACAUGGUAUCUCUUAUUAAUAUACUUGAUUCGUUGGAAAUGUUGUUGUUUCAAGAAAAUGUGGUUUCUGAAGAAUUGGAGGAGCUUCUUUCACGUCAGGAAACAGUUGAAGACACUUCUGAGUCUUUUGUGGAUACGUCAUUACUGCUAUGCAUAAGACGAAGCAAGUGUCUUUCUGUUUUGAGAACUCUUCGGCAUUCUCUCGAGGAACUCAACCUUCCAAGUGUUAUGAAUAGAGAUUCAGUAAUGGAAUUUUGUUUUCGAACAGCUUCCUUAAUUUUCUGCACUGCUUCCAGUUCAUAUAAGCUUCAUCGGGUGGAAAUGGAACCACUGAACUUGCUGGUUAUUGACGAAGCUGCCCAGCUGAAGGAGUGUGAAUCAACCAUACCCCUUCAACUUCCGGGUAUGAGGCACGCUAUUCUCAUUGGUGAUGAGCGCCAAUUACCAGCAAUGGUCAAGAGUGAAGUUUCUGGUGAUGCUGGAUUUGGAAGAAGCUUAUUCGAAAGAUUGAGUUCAUCCAGUCAUCCUAAGCAUCUGCUUAAAAUACAGUAUAGAAUGCAUCCGAAAAUUAGUUUCUUCCCUAAUUUAAUUUUUUAUCACAAAUGGAUCUUGGAUGCACCAAAUGUUAAUAGUAAAAGUUACGAGAGACACUAUCUUCCAGGGCCAAUGUUUGGUCCUUACUCUUUCAUAAAUGUUAUUGGUGGAAAAGAAGAACUGGACGAUGAUGGACAUAGCCGAAGAAAUAUGGUUGAGGUUGCUAUUAUUUUGAAGAUAGUGCAGCAUCUGUACAAAGCUUGGAAUGGCUCUGAAAAGAAGCUUAGCAUUGGUGUGGUGUCUCCCUAUGCUGCUCAAGUUGUGGCGAUUCAAGAAAAACUUGGACGGAAGUAUGAGAACCUUGAUGGUUUCAUGGUGAAGGUGAAGUCUAUUGAUGGCUUUCAGGGUGGAGAGGAAGAUAUCAUAAUAAUAUCUACUGUAAGAACUAAUAGUAAAGGAUUCAUCGGGUUCAUAUCCAGUCCUCAAAGAACUAACGUAGCUUUGACUAGAGCUCGGCACUGCCUUUGGAUUCUUGGAAAUGAGAAAACCCUAUCGAAGAGUGGAUCAGUUUGGGCAGAAUUAGUCCAAGAUGCUAAGGAUCGUCAAUGUUUCUUCAAUGCUGAUGAAGACAAUGAUAUGGCCAAAACCAUAUUAGAUGUGAAGAAGGAACUUGAUCAACUUGAUGAUUUGCUUAAUGGGGACAGUAUACUUUUUAAAAGUGCAAGGUGGAAGGUUCUUUUCAGUGAUCAAUUUAGAAAGUCAUUUGGAAAAUUGAUCCGUACGAAGAAGUCUGUUAUGAACCUUUCACUGAAGCUAUCUAGUGGUUGGCGACCUAAGAGAAGGAAUGUGGACUUGGUUUGUGAAAGCUCUUCCCAGAUCGUUAAACAAUUCAAGGUUGAAGGGCUCUAUGUUGUAUGCACGAUUGACAUAGUGAAGGAAUCUAGGUACAUCCAAGUUUUGAAGGUUUGGGACAUAUUGCCCUUAGAGGAGAUCUCGAAAUUAGUGAAACGUCUUGAUAGCAUAUUUGCAAUGUACACCGAUGAUUUUAUCAAUCGCUGCAAGGAGAAAUGUCUUGAGGGGGACUUCGAAAUCCCAAAGAGUUGGGUGACCUCUUAUGACAUUGCCCGGUUUAAGAAUAUUUGCAGCAAUGAAUUUGGGAGUGACUCAAGUGUUGCUGCUGUUGAUGGUAGAAGUUAUGUUGAGAAUUCAAAGGUUAGUGAAAGCUUGUUGCUGAUGAAAUUCUACUCAUUGUCAUCUGGUGUUGUAAGUCACCUGCUUUCUGGCUGCGAUGGUGGGGAACUGGAUCUCCCCUUUGAAGUAACAGAUCAGGAGCUGGAAAUUAUUCUCUUUAGUAAAAGCACCUUUAUAGUUGGACGGUUGGGCACUGGAAAAACUACUGUUUUGACCAUGAAAUUAUUUCAAAGGAGCAACAGCACCAUAUGGCUACAGAUGGAUUUUAUGUAG
This is a messenger RNA of Cornus florida, 2532 nucleotides long. RefSeq lists its product as uncharacterized. The record is from RefSeq and is a predicted model, not a curated record. The coding region runs from base 1 to 2532 and encodes 843 amino acids. The transcript is spliced from 6 exons. Gene Ontology annotation, molecular function: helicase activity. Lineage: Eukaryota; Viridiplantae; Streptophyta; Magnoliopsida; Cornales; Cornaceae.